AAUUAAAAAGAAGCAUUAGGCUACUGCCAUAAAUGCUCAUACAUGCCAUCUCAAAUGUAUAGAUGUAGACCUACAUGUUGUGUUUUGUUAUAUAUAAUAGUUAACAUUUGUACGCUUCAAAUUAUUAUACUAGAUCAAGUCAGGGGGACAGGGAUUAAUGUGUGAGUAGCAGGUCUAAUAAAGCGUAGGGAAAAAGUUGAAGAGUGGCAGAGAUGCUGGUCAUGCUUCGGAUGCGCGAAAUAGGCUACUGUAGGGUAGGAUAUCUAAACCAAAGUCUCUCCCCAGGCGGACCGCUUGAGAACAGGUGAAAGUCGACAUCAGCUUCAACUACAUCCAUACAAAACUCAAACGUUUUCAAGCAACUAAUCAGUUUGCAAAGCGUAAUGGCUAUAUGAGCGAUUCCCCUUGAGAGGUAGUUAACAUUCUAUCCUGUACAGUGGCGGAUCCUUUGCGCCUGCGCAUUCUUUUUACAACGCAUCAAUGCACUGAAGAGAGUUCAAGAGAGGGAUCUGAAGCUUUUCGUGUGCUCACAGAAAUGGAUGGAGGAAAGCGGAAAAGAAGUGUUUGUGCCACGCAAGAGCCGGAGGCGCAACAGAAAAUGGUGAAAGAUAAGAAUAUCAAGGCUAUCCCCGAGGUAGUGACACUCAAGAAAGAGAUAGGACUUCUCAGCGCUUGCACCAUCAUUAUAGGAAACAUCAUUGGCUCUGGGAUUUUCAUCUCUCCAAAGGGUGUUUUAGAGCAUUCAGGGUCUGUGGGCCUGGCUUUGGUGAUCUGGCUCUCAGGGGGGGGCAUCGCUGCCCUUGGGUCUCUCUGCUAUGCCGAGCUGGGGGUCACCAUCCCCAAAUCUGGUGGGGACUACUCCUACGUCACAGAGAUCUUUGGAGGUCUAAUAGGGUUCCUUCUGUUAUGGAGUGCUGUGCUCAUCAUGUACCCCACCACGCUCGCAGUCAUCGCCCUCACCUUCUCCAACUACAUCCUGCAGCCAGUCUUCCCUAACUGCAUCCCCCCAUACGUUGCCACACGGUUGCUCUCCACUACCUGUAUUUUGUUCCUCACUUGGGUGAAUUGCUUCAGUGUGCGUCUGGCCACCCGUAUUCAGGACAUCUUCACAGUCGGCAAACUGCUGGCUCUUGGCCUCAUCAUUGUGGUGGGCCUGGUGGAGAUCUUUAAAGGCGACUAUGAUGGACUGACUCCACACGUGGCCUUCACGUUUUUCAAGAGCCCUACAGUGGGGGGGAUUGCGCUGGCCUUCCUCCAGGCCUCCUUUGCCUUCAGCGGGUGGAACUUCCUCAACUAUGUCACAGAAGAGGUGGUCGAACCACGCAGGAACCUACCUCGUGCCAUUUACAUCUCCAUUCCACUGGUGACCAUAGUGUACACGUUUACCAACAUCGCCUACUUCGCCUCCAUGUCCCCCGAGGAGCUGCUGGCAUCCAAUGCUGUGGCUGUUACCUUUGGGGAGAAGCUCCUGGGGAUGUUCUCUACAAUCAUGCCCAUCUCUGUGGCACUGUCCACGUUCGGGGGCAUCAAUGGCUACCUCUUUACCUCCUCCAGGCUAUGUUUCUCAGGUGCAAGAGAGGGACAUUUGCCCAGUCUUCUGGCUAUGAUUCACUUUAAGAGCUGUACCCCUAUCCCUGCCCUCCUAGUGUCUUGUACAGCCUCCAUUUUCAUCUUGUGCAUUGGAGAGACUCAUAACCUGAUAAACUAUGUGUCUUUUAUUAACUACCUCUCCUAUGGGGUCACUAUUGCUGGUCUUCUGUACUACAGAUGGAAGAAGCCUAACCUCUACAGGCCCAUCAAGGUAAACCUGCUUGUACCAAUCAGUUACCUGGUGUUCUGGGUCCUCUUAUUGGGGUUCAGCCUUCACUCUGAGCCCAUAGUGUGCGGUGGGGGUCUGGUCAUCAUGCUCACUGGAGUGCCUGUCUAUUUCUUGGGGGUGCACUGGAAACAAAAGCCCAAGUGUAUCUAUGAUUUCAUUGAAUGGGCCACCUACCUGGGACAGAGGGUGUUUUUCGUAGUCUUCCCGCAAGUUGAUCCUAUUGUUGCUGCCACAACUCCCACAGAAUGGACAGAUAAGUCCUCCACCACAAGCAAUGCCUCUGGGACAUUUUGAGGCGCAUCAUUUGGACUCUAUGGUUUUUAAGUUUGAAAUAGAUACAUAUAUAAAAACAUAAAACAGACCACAGACACUUGUGCCCCAGUUUUACAGAAUGAACCUCUGAAUUCCACAAGACGAACAAUAUGUUUGCCUGUGCACUUAGUUUAAUGUUACUAAAAUUUUAAUGUGCAACAUUUCAGACCUUUGGGUCUUCAUCAGGGAAAGCCUGAUGGAAACAUUUUGGAAGCAUAAAAUUACGUGUAGGCAUUAACCCUUUUUCUUGGUUCACCUUUGCCACUAAUACACAACUUUGGUUGAAUGUGUACACCUUUUCCGUCUUUUCUAGGAGUCCUCUCCUUUUCAGCCUUCCCGCUUUUAUUGAUCUUGACAAUUAAUGACUUACUGUGCCUUACUGUGCCAACUACACCAGUGUUCACUGAGAACAUCAGCAAUACAGGCAUAACAACAAGUCUCUCUGUUCACUUACUUUAGUACCAUACAGAACAUGGUGUGGUUCUACAGUAUAUGGACCUUAAGGGAGUUUACUUGAGUCAGGGAUGGCAUAAACACUGUUUAAACCACACACACUGCUAAACACUUGGGAAUGUUCUGAAUGCCACCUUCAUUGUUGAACUUUUAAUGUUUUUAUCUAACAAAUAAUAACUAUUUAUCUGUAAUUUGUGUCAAUGCUCUGUUGUACAAACACUGUAUGUUCAGAAUCAGGUCAUAUACAAUUAAGCACAAUGACUUUUUCCCCCCUUUUAAAUGAUUUUUUAAACUUUUAUUUUAUUUCUAAUAUUGUUAUCUGAAUUGGCCCGUAAUGUAGAGGAAUCAGUUUAGGUCAGUGUAUAUUAUGUAUUUAUCAUACUUUGUUUUUUAUUUUUACCAAAUUUGAUCAUUCACUUCUACUGUGCCAUGGAUUAGUAACUCUUCUGCAGGUUACAUGUGGAGUACUAACACAGUUACUAAUGUUGCAAACCACAUGUUAUUGUUGUGAAACAACACUGUAUUUUACAAAAUAUUAUUUGUUUCUUUUGUAUAUAUAUAUACUGUAUAUCCAUAUCGAUCUAUCUAUAUAUUGUGCAAUUGAGAAUUAUUAAAAACAUAGUCACUGUGUCCUGUGUCCUAUGCAAUGGAGACCUAUAAUGACAAAUGAUUUUUUCAACUGACACAUUCUGCCAAUGUGAAAUACUGAUGGUAUGUUAUCAAAACAAAUCCCAUGGACACUUGUUCAUUUUAGUGAAUGCAUAUGCCUCAAAAAGCUGUGGCAUCCAUAUGGUGUAUGUGUUUCACCUAUGCAGAUUUCAAGAAUCAGUGACUGUGUUUAAAUAAACUUUGCAUUGUAAAUUA
Molecule: messenger RNA, 3448 nt
Organism: Clupea harengus (Atlantic herring)
Lineage: Eukaryota; Metazoa; Chordata; Actinopteri; Clupeiformes; Clupeidae
Gene: slc7a10b
Product: solute carrier family 7 member 10b
Biological process (GO): D-alanine transmembrane transport; D-serine transmembrane transport
Cellular component (GO): membrane
Molecular function (GO): neutral L-amino acid transmembrane transporter activity; L-amino acid transmembrane transporter activity
Source: RefSeq, a predicted model, not a curated record